Triticum dicoccoides is the source of this 929-nucleotide messenger RNA. RefSeq names its product pseudo histidine-containing phosphotransfer protein 2. Gene Ontology annotation, molecular function: histidine phosphotransfer kinase activity; protein histidine kinase binding. NCBI's taxonomy places the organism in Eukaryota, Viridiplantae, Streptophyta, Magnoliopsida, Poales, Poaceae. The coding region runs from base 152 to 607 and encodes 151 amino acids. Gene Ontology annotation, cellular component: nucleus; cytoplasm. Gene Ontology annotation, biological process: phosphorelay signal transduction system; cytokinin-activated signaling pathway; phosphorylation. The transcript is spliced from 6 exons. The record is from RefSeq and is a predicted model, not a curated record.
CACAGGAGGGCAUUAUCAAUUAGAAUAAAGAUUUUGCAUGCAUAAAUAAAAUUCUGUUUCCCUCUAUAUAUACGGCCUCCUUCGGUUUGCAUGUCUCAUUGCAGCCAUCUCAGUUCUCUCUGUGUGCUUGUACUGACAUAUAAGGCCAACUAUGGACUACUCAAAUUUGCGUCGCCAAAUUACCUUCAUGAAGAAAAGUUUCUUUGAUCAGGGUUACCUUGAUGAACAGUUCAAUCAGCUGGAAGAACUGCAGGACGAAUCAAGCCCCAAUUUCGUUGAGGAAGUUGUGGCUUUGUUUCUGAAAGAUUCGCCGAGAUUGUUGUCAAACAUAGAACAAACAAUUGGGAAGUACCCUCAGGAUUUCUACCGGUUAGAUUCUCUUGUGCACCAGCUCAAAGGCAGCGGAUCCAGCAUUGGAGCAGUGAGGAUGAAGAACGAGUGCUCGGUGUUUAAGGCACACUGCAAUGACAGGAAUCUGGAAGGAUGCCGCAGGUCACUGCAGAAGAUGAAGAGGGAGCAUGCCACUCUGAAGCAGAAGCUGGAGUCAUAUUUUCAGUUACUGCGGCAAGUCGGGCCUCGCGAGCAUGCCGUGAACUCAAGGAAGUAAGAAGAUAGCAUAUGGAAUGCAGUUCAAAGGGAACUAAGGGACCAGCUACCUCUCUCCCUUGGGAGCUUUUAUCAUCCAUAAUUUUUGCUUGCUUUUAACCUGGGCCCUUUUGUCGUUCAUGGGUGGCCUAGUUCUUUGUUGUGUGAAGCUUGCUCAUGCAUACACAGCCCCUGCCUUGCUAUGGGGAAUGACAUGAUGUAAUCUAACUCCUUUCUUUCACGAAUACGCAAAGCUUGCUUUUGCGAAUCACGUGUUGUACCACCCCUAUGUAAUCUAACUCCGCGUAGCUGUGCCCCGAAUAUAAUGAUACUAGUAAAAUGCC